AUGACGCGCAUCGCCAUGCAGUCCGGCGCCGUCAACCUGAGCCAGGGCUUCCCCAACGAGGCGCCGCCGACGGCCAUGGCGCUCGUGCCCGCGGGCAAGCGCAAGGACGCGCUGAACCAGUACUCGUUCCCCUACGGCGCGCCGGCCCUGCGCCGCGCCAUCGAGGCCUACUACAAGCGCUGGUACCCGACCGUCGCCGCCGACGCCGACGCGAACGUCACGGUGGUCAUGGGCGCGACGGAGGGCUUCGCGGCGACGAUCCGCGCGCUGACGGAGCCCGGCGACGUCGUCGCGUUCUUCGAGCCCUUCCACGAGCUCUACCCGAGCCAGCUCGCCAUCUUCGGGCUCACGCCCCGCGCCGUGACGCUCACGGCCGGGAAGGACGCCUGGGGCUUCGACGAGAGCCAGCUCGACGCAUCGCUCGCGGGCGCGAAGCUCCUGCUCUUCAACGAUCCGCACAAUCCCACGGGCCACCGCUUCUCCGACGCCGAGCGCGAUGCCAUCGCGCGGCUCUGCGCGAAGCACGACGUCGUCGUCGUCACCGACGAGAUCUACGAGCACAUGUGCUUCCGCGGCGGGCCCUACGCGACGCUCGCCGCGCGGCCGGACUGCGCGGGCCGCGCCGUCGUCGUCAACUCCAUCUCCAAGACCGCCAAGGCCACGGGCUGGCGCAUCGGCUGGGUCGUCGCGUCCGCGGCCCGCACGGCCAAAAUCCGCGCCGUCCACGACCAGCUCGUCGCCUGCUGCCCGACGCCGCUGCAGCACGGCGUCGCCGCGCUCCUCGACCAUCCCGAGACGGACGAGACGGUCCUCGCGGCGAUCGCCGGCGAGUACGAGGCGAAGCGCGACGCGCUGGCCGCGGCGCUCGCGCGCGCGGGCUUCGGCCUCGGGCCGACGCCCGCGGGCUCCUACUACCUCUUCGUGACCUUCGGCGGCGUCGCCGCGCUCGCGGGCCUCUCGCCGACGGACGCGGCGCUGAAGAUGACGCGCGACUUCAAGGUCGCCUGCGUCCCCGGCGACAACUUCUACCUCGGCGCGUCCAAGGCGACGCACGGGGCGAAGUACCUCCGCUUCGCCUUCGUCCGCUCCCUCGACGUCAUCGCCGACGCCGCGGCGAACCUCGCGAAGCUCCCCAGCUAA
This is a messenger RNA of Aureococcus anophagefferens, 1140 nucleotides long. RefSeq lists its product as hypothetical. The transcript is spliced from 2 exons. Gene Ontology annotation, molecular function: pyridoxal phosphate binding; L-kynurenine:2-oxoglutarate transaminase activity. Gene Ontology annotation, cellular component: cytoplasm. Gene Ontology annotation, biological process: biosynthetic process. Lineage: Eukaryota; Pelagophyceae; Pelagomonadales; Pelagomonadaceae. Bases 1 to 1140 code for a protein of 379 amino acids. The record is from RefSeq and is a predicted model, not a curated record.